Messenger RNA from Neogale vison (American mink), 2887 nucleotides. RefSeq names its product ZFP69 zinc finger protein (gene ZFP69). Gene Ontology annotation, molecular function: DNA-binding transcription factor activity; RNA polymerase II cis-regulatory region sequence-specific DNA binding. Lineage: Eukaryota; Metazoa; Chordata; Mammalia; Carnivora; Mustelidae. Gene Ontology annotation, biological process: regulation of transcription by RNA polymerase II. The record is from RefSeq and is a predicted model, not a curated record. The coding region runs from base 1084 to 2670 and encodes 528 amino acids. The transcript has 6 exons.
GCGGCCCACGAGGCGGGGCGGCGGGUGGAGUCGGCCGCCACCGGCCCGGCGUCAGAGCGACAGCCCGCGAGGUGUAACCUCGCCCGCAUCUGGGAGAAGCCGGGUCCGGGCAGCCCUCCCACUGCGGCCCGCGGAGCCCCGCUCCCCGGCGCGCGGCCGCGGAAGGCCUCCUGGGAGGGCGGCGGCGCGAUGCGGUGCGGCGGCCGGCCUUAGGCAGGCUCCGCGGGCAGCCGGGAGAAACCCCGCGUCCGGGGCGGAGGCCGAGGUCCCGCGGGCUUCCUUUGGGAGCCCGCGGGAACGUGGGGGCGUGUUUUGGAGAAUCGUUGGUGAGCGGGGACAUGUGGUCUAGGAGGGCUGGGGAAGAACAAAAUCUGCUACCUCGGGAUCCACCGAAGAGACACCCUGUGGCGCGGAAAGCUUCGGGAGAGAGCGCUCUUGCGGCUGUGUCCCUGAUCCCAGCAGCGUCCAGGACCGAGCUGCUGAGGCUUCGCGGGGCCGCAGCCUCUGUCCCGGGGAGACACGGCCAGGAGCAGUGAGGAGGGCCAGCUUCCAAAUGAUGCUUGGAAAGUUUCCCCACUUCGGCAGAAGAUGCAUGCAGCUCACAAAGAGGGACGUCAAGGCAGCGUCUACGCUUGUAUGUGCAUAUGGAACUGGGAGACAGCCGCAUCCAAGAGCAUUGAUCAUACUUAUUCCCACAUUGAUGCCAAAUCUUUGUUUUUGGAUCUUUUGCAGUUUGAAAUAUAUUUUCGCACGUUCUGGAAUUCUGACUGUGUGUUGGGUGCUUCUGGAUUCCUCUUCUGCCUUUUGCUCCUCUCGAAGAAUAUAGAGGCAUGCACUCAAACCUACUCAAAUGGCUGCCUCCUAGGGUGGCUGUACUUAAUCUAAGAGAGAAGUCAGUUUUUCAGAGUUAAAGUCACCUGAGCCUCUAGGAGCCCACAGCCUCUGGUGCCACAGGGACACACCAAAGUUCCAAGGGCAGGAGAUUGUGCUCAGAGGAGAUGACACACCUGUGAAGCCUUUCAGUAGAGGUUCUGGCGGUUUUUCUCACCAGAAGUGGACAAGUUCUGUCGGGUGGGCAGCAUCAUGCUACAGCAGCUCCUGAUCACCCUGCCCACAGAGGCCAGCACCUGGGUGAAGCUGCGCCAUCCAAAGAAGGCCAAGGAGGUGGCACCCUUGUGGGAGGACGUGACUAAGAUGUUUGAAGGAGAAGCGCUGCUGUCUCAGGAUGCCGAUGAGACCCAGGAAGAAAGUUUGAAGGAUGAAGUCACAUCUGGGUCCCGAGCAACAGAAUCCCAGGAACUGUUGACCUUCAAGGACAUAUCCGUGGACUUCACCCAGGAGGAAUGGGGACAACUGCCCCUUGCUCACCGGAAUCUGUACCGGGAGGUGAUGCUGGAGAACUAUGGGAACUUGGUCUCAGUGGCAGGAUAUCAACUUUCCAAACCUAGUGUGAUAUCCCAGUUGGAGAAAGGACAAGAACCAUGGAUGACAGAGAAAGAAGGCCCAGAAGAUCCCAGUUCUGCUGAGACUAAGACAGACUCGAGGACUAAAACAGAAACCGAUGCAUCAACUGCAAAGAACAGCAUUUUACAGGAACAGUUUUAUCAUGGCAUUAUGAUGGAAGGGUUCCUGAGAGAUGAUGGCAUUUAUUCCAAACUGAGAAAAGUCUCUAAAUAUGCUGGUGACUUAGAAAGCCACCAGGAAACCCAUGGGAGAGAUGGAAGACAAGCCAUCCUGACCCACAAGAAUAGUGGCCAAGAAACUAACAAAUUUGGGGAAAAUAUUGUCAGUUCAAACGUUAUUAUAGAGCAGAGGCACCGUAAAUGUGAUACACCUAGAAAGAGGAACAAAUACAAGUUAGACCUGAUCAGUCAUCCGAGUUACAUAAGAACAAAAACCUAUGAAUGUAAUAUAUGUGAAAAAAACUUCAAACAACCCAUUCAUCUCACUGAACACAUGAGAAUUCAUACUGGUGAAAAGCCUUUCAGGUGUAAGGAGUGUGGAAGGGCCUUCAGUCAAAGUGCAUCCCUGACUACGCACCAGAGGAUCCAUACUGGUGAGAAACCCUUUGAAUGUGAAGAAUGUGGCAAAGCUUUCCGACAUCGCUCAUCUCUUAAUCAGCAUCACAGAACUCACACUGGAGAGAAACCCUACGUGUGCGAUAAAUGUCAGAAAGCUUUCAGCCAGAACAUCAGCUUGAUCCAGCAUCUGAGAACUCAUUCUGGAGAGAAACCCUUUACGUGCAAUGAAUGUGGGAAAACCUUCCGGCAGGUCAGGCACCUUAGUGAACACAUAAGAAUUCACACUGGGGAGAAGCCCUACGCAUGCACCGCGUGUUGUAAAACCUUUAGUCAUAGAGCGUAUCUCACACAUCACCAGAGAAUCCAUACUGGGGAGAGACCCUACAAAUGCAAGGAAUGUGGGAAAGCCUUUAGGCAGAGGAUACACCUUAGCAACCAUAAAACUGUUCAUACAGGAGUGAAAGCAUAUGAAUGCAGCCGCUGUGGGAAAGCCUACCGGCAUGAUUCCUCCUUUAAGAAACAUCAGAGACACCACACUGGAGAAAAACCUUAUGAGUGUAAUGAGUGUGGAAAAGCCUUCAGCUAUAACUCAUCACUUAGCCGACACCAUGAGAUACACAGGAGGAAUGCCUUUCGAAAUAACGUGUGAAAAUAGAUUACUCAACAUGAGAACAAAAGCCAGCUCUAAAUCAAUGAUUCUGUGUUUUUAAAUUCCAGGAUUCUGAAUUUGAGUAAUUGGUAUCAUGAUGCCAGCUUUUAAUUUUGCCCAUUAUGUAAAUAAACAGUACACCAAUAACUACUAUCUACUAACCCCUCCAUACAAAGUACUUAAUCAAGAAUAAAGGAUGUCCUUCAAAUUAAAUUCA